AUGGAUCCGCCACGCCUCGUCGAAUCGCUGAGCAGUCGGGAGGUGCUGCCCCCCAGCGCCAGCCAAGCGGACGUGUAUGCGGCCGCGGUGCGGCCCAUCGUGGAGGACGUGCUGGCCGGCUACAACGGCACCGUCAUGGCCUACGGCCAGACGGGGGCCGGCAAGACGCACACGCUGUCCAGCGUGGCACCGGAGACGAUUGGCGCCGUGCCCCGCGCGGCGGCGGAGGUCUUCGCCGGGGUCCAGCGGGGCGGGGAGGACGUGCACGCCGUCUACAUGUCCUACGUCCAGAUCUACAUGGAGUUGAUCCAGGACCUGUUGGCGCCGGAGAGCGAGAACCUGCAGAUCCGGGAGGGGGAGGCGGGGGUGUUUAUCGCGGGGGUCAGGCAGGUGGAGGUCAGGAGGCUGGAGGACUGCCUGGAGCUGCUGCAGGCAGGGGACAGGAACAGGACCACAGCCUUCACGGCCAUGAACGCGGUGUCCAGCCGCAGCCACGCGGUCUUCAUGCUGACGGUGGUCAAGCGCAAGCCGGUGGGGGACGGCUCCGACCUGCACCGCGUCCGCAUUGGCAAGCUCUUCAUGGUGGACCUGGCGGGCAGCGAGCGGCUGAAGAAGAGCGGCAGCACAGGGCUGCGUGCCAGCGAGGCCAAGAGCAUCAACCUGUCCCUGACCACCCUGGGCAUGUGCAUCAAUGCUCGGGCCGAUCCCGCCGCCACCCACGUCCCCUUCCGCGACUCCAAGCUCACGCGGCUGCUGCAGGAUUCGCUGGGCGGCAAUGCCAAGACCUCGCUCAUCGUGGCCGUCAGCGACGCCUACGAGCAUGUGGAGGAGAGCGUGCAGAGCCUGGCGUUUGGCAUGCGGGCUAUGCGCGUGACCACCCAGCCCAAGGUGAACGAGCGACUGGACUUUGCCUCCCUGGCCAUGGGCCUCAAGGAGGGUCUCGGCCAGGCCUCAGCGGCCGCCGCACCCCACGAUGCACGUGCCCUGGCCCUGGAGCGCUCGCUGCUGGCGCAGGAGAGCGAGCUGGAGUACCUGCAGCAUGCCCUGCAGGCGGAGCGGGAGCGGGUGCGUCAGACGGCCGCGGGCGCGGCUCAUGACAGGGAGGCGCUAGACCGAGUGCGGGCCCAGGAGGCGGAGGCGCUCCGCUCCGAGGUGGCUGCCCUGCAGGCGGAGGUGGAGCGGGCGAGGGGCGAAGCGGCGGCCGCGGAGGCGCUGCGACGCGAGGAGGAAGCGCGGCACGCCAGCGAGUGCGCCGAGCUGCGCGGCGCUGCUGCCGCGGCCGCCGCGGCCGCCGAGCAGGCGACAGACCGGCUCGCGCGGGCUACCGAAGAGCACGCCGUGGCCGCAGUGGGCGCGGCGCGUCGGGCGGAGGCGGAGCGGGCGGCGGCGGCGGCGGCAGCCGCCGAGGCACAGCGGGCCUUGGAGGCCGAGCUGGCCGGCCUGGCCCCACGCCUGGCCACCGCCGAGCAGCAGCUGGCGGGUAGCCGCCGGCUGCAGGAUAUGCUGACGGUGCAGCACGAGCAGCAGUUGGCGGAGCUCCAGAGCAAGGCCGAGGGCGAGCUGCGUGCACAGAAGGAGGCGGCGAGGGGUGAGAUUUUCGCUGCGCAGGAGGGUGCGGCGCGGGCCGAAUGUGAGGCGAGGGACACCAUCAGCAGGCUGGAGGGAGAGCUGGAGAGGUCGCAGGCAUACGGCAGGGAGCUGCAGCAGCGGGUGGACGUGCUGGAAGCGGAGAUCCUCCAGGCCGCGGACCACAGCGCGCACGCCGCGGCGGCCCUGCGCGCCGCCAACGAGUCCCUGGCGCGCGAGCGGGAGCUGGGCCGCGCGCUGCAGCGCCGGCUGGCGGCGGGGGAGCGGUCGCGCGAGACCAUGGCCGCCAGCUGGCGCGAGCACAAGCGCGUGUCCGACGCGGCGCGCACAGUGCAGCGCGCGUACCGUGCGUACCGCCUGCGCAUCAUCCGGGACCAGGCCCACGCCGGGUCGCGGGCCCUGACCGACGCGCGCAGCCGGCUGGGCAGCCUGGCCGCGGAGCGGGACGCGCUGGCGCGGAAGAGGCGCGCCGACCUGGCCUUCUCCGGCCAGACCCUGGUUCGGGAGAACCUGGCGGUGCUGCAGGAGGGCGUGGAGAGCAUCGUGGCCGCCUUCCUCCUGCCUGCCCGCGACCUCAAGAGCCUGGCGCGAUACGCGCAAAAGGUGGGCGGCCAGACCCCAGGUGGCCUGCGCACCCCCACUUCCGCGGUGAGGGGCGAGGCGACGCCCACGCUGUCGCGGGCGGGGAGCAUGACCGGGACGGAGGGUCUCAUCCGCGCCUUUCACCCGCUGAUGCAGAGCGUGCGCAGCACGCCACGCGCCACGCGACUCAAGGACUGA
Molecule: messenger RNA, 2367 nt
Organism: Auxenochlorella protothecoides
Lineage: Eukaryota; Viridiplantae; Chlorophyta; Trebouxiophyceae; Chlorellales; Chlorellaceae
Product: Kinesin-related protein 3
Exons: 12
Coding region: 1-2367 (788 amino acids)
Biological process (GO): microtubule-based movement
Molecular function (GO): ATP binding; microtubule motor activity; microtubule binding
Source: RefSeq, a predicted model, not a curated record